AUGUCCAACUCGCCUACGCCGGCGUCGUGCCCUGGCGCGCAGAGAGGCUACGUCGUCCGCCUCGUGUGUCCCCACGAACUCGAUGACGGCGCCUGGGACGGACCCAUCUACGUGCGGCUGCAGGAGCCGCGCUGUCUCCAACCAGGGGACAGCAUUGAUCUUCUACCCGCGCGAGUUCGACACCUCGCCCCCGCGAACCUGAACGACCUGGCAUCCACGGCAGUUGUCAUCCCCUCCUCGCGGCUUACGCGCCCCGCCGAGGACUUGAGCUCCGAGCUCCGAGACCGUCCGCUGCUCCUGCUGUUCCGGUUCGUGCGCUUCGCUUCCUGCUACAUGGCCCCCAGCACCGACUCUCCGCGCUAUCACUACGUUGAAGUCAACCUGGAGGCCCAUCGCGUGGGCCAAGUGGUCGCGUAUCGACUGACGGCGGGGCUCCACUUCAGCUCUCCCACGGGGGAAUCCCUGCAACUCGCGUGUGCUUACGUCUGUGGGGUGGCUAUAUGCCACGAAGCCACCGACCCGGCGGUCCACGUGCUGCUUCCCAGUGAUCAGGCGUGGUCGUCGCGCAUCACUCGAGACGAGUUCGUCAUCGGCUGGUGCCACGGGUCACCAGCGAGCUCUCGACCAACGCGCCGACUUCGACGCUUCCGCGCUCGGUGGAAUGAGCUCGUUCUUCCUGGUGCAACGGAUGUGGAAUUACGACAAGUACUGCACGAGGCCUUUGUCCCUCCCGGUUCUGACUCACGUGUGGACUUUGGAACCGAGCCGAUCCGCAUCGUCACGGAGUUCGGCCGUGUCAUCGUGGUUAAUCCCCUUCUGUAUGCUCGUACGUGGGUCGGUCCCUCUCGCGCGUCACCGCGGCUCGACGCGGACUUCGACACGGAUGACGAAUCGCCAUCCGAGGUGCUGGCAGUCGGCUUAUCCCAGGGACGGCCGCUACCGCGAGAUAUACCAGCCAUUGCCCGAUCCACUGAGCUCGCGGAUCCCGGGUUCGUGCACGGUAUCCACCCCACGAGUCCAUGA
Molecule: messenger RNA, 1023 nt
Organism: Phytophthora sojae
Lineage: Eukaryota; Oomycota; Peronosporomycetes; Peronosporales; Peronosporaceae
Exons: 2
Coding region: 1-1023 (340 amino acids)
Source: RefSeq, a predicted model, not a curated record